GUUCUGCAGUUUUGGAUUUCAAUCUUUCCGUCGCUAGUGUUUGUCGUGUUGUCGUUAGUUGGUGCUUUUGUCUUGCUUUUGUUGUUGGUGUCAUUCAUUUUGGUAUAUCAUUUGUUGCUGGCAUUGUUAGUCCG
Molecule: messenger RNA, 134 nt
Organism: Dentiscutata erythropus
Lineage: Eukaryota; Fungi; Glomeromycota; Glomeromycetes; Diversisporales; Gigasporaceae
Source: the annotation of a GenBank genome assembly